UGUUUGAGUGCAAGUUGUGUAACAGCUGUAGAAAUUUUUCAAAAACCUAAGAUUUUUUAAAAAUUAUUUGAUAAUUCCACAAUAGUCUUUAAAAGGGAUGAUAUUUAAUUUAUUUGCGGCUUUGAUCAGGUACUCCUGUGUUUGUAUAUCUUUAUAAAAACAAACAGGAGGUUGAAGUUUCAAUCCUCUGUAAAGUGAUAAAGGGUUUUUACUGAAUGACUAACUAAACCGUGCUAGGAUAUAUUAUCAUAGUCUCUUAUGUCGUCUGCGACUUUCGGACAGAAAAUAUUCACACCGACACCCCCUGAAAAAGGAAGUUUCCCUCUGGACCAUGAAGGUCGCUGUAAGAAGGUGAUGCUGAAGUACAUGCUCUGUCUCAGAGAAUCUAAAGACAUCAACACUAAGUGCAGAAAAGAGGCUAAGGAUUAUCUGUCUUGCCGUAUGGAUAAUAAUCUGAUGGCCAAGGAAGAAUGGUCAAAGCUUGGUUUCAAAGACGAAGAGAAGUGAAAAUGGUAAACUUGUUAGUUUGCUGUACAGGGAGUGUGGCGACGAUCAAACUACCCGUCAUAUUGGAACUGUUCAAAUUGCAUAGAAAUGAAUUAGAUGUUAACAUAAAAGUUUGCCUCACAGAGAAAUCGAGACAUUUUUCCCCCAAUGAACUCGGCGUUCAGUCAUUCACCGAUUCAGAUGAAUGGGAUUGUUGGAAUGGUAGAGGCGAUCCUGUACUUCACAUCGAUUUGACCAAAUGGGCUGAUGUACUCCUCAUUGCCCCUCUCGAUGCUAACACUCUCGGGAAAAUUGCCAGCGGGAUUUGCGAUAACAUGGUCACAUGUGUGGUGCGCGCUUGGGAGAUUUCCAAGCCGUUAUUCUUCUGCCCUGCCAUGAACACAAAAAUGUGGAACCAUCCAAUAACUGGCACACAGAUAUCUUUGCUGAAGUCUUGGGGCUACUAUGAAAUACCGUGCAUCUCUAAAACCCUGAUGUGUGGCGAUGUUGGGCUAGGUGCGAUGGCUGAACCGCAGCAAAUUGUUGAUACAGUGUUGAACUUUAUUAGAUUAAAUAACUGAUAUAAAAUGUAGCAUAUGUUAAAAAUUACAAAAACUGUUUUUGUA
This is a messenger RNA of Cimex lectularius (bed bug), 1112 nucleotides long. Its product is annotated as cytochrome c oxidase assembly protein COX19. The record is from RefSeq and is a predicted model, not a curated record. Lineage: Eukaryota; Metazoa; Arthropoda; Insecta; Hemiptera; Cimicidae. Gene Ontology annotation, cellular component: mitochondrial intermembrane space. The transcript has 2 exons. Gene Ontology annotation, biological process: mitochondrial respiratory chain complex IV assembly. Bases 259 to 507 code for a protein of 82 amino acids.